GUUAGUUGUUUUAAAGUAGUUUACAAAUGUGGCUGAACUGUAUUUGUUAAUAAUUCAAACUUGUUGUGUUAUUUGUGAGAACUACUAGAAUCUCAGUGUGUUAAACGUUAUCAGUUAGUGAAAAAUUAAUUGUUUAAUUUUGUUUAGUGAAUUUAAUGGACAAAGUCUUUUAAAAUGGUGAAAGGAAGAGUUUCUUUAUCAAGACUUCUUAAAAAAUCACUAGAAGGUUGUUGUGGAAAAACUAAUGUGAACUUCCUUCCUCCAAGACGGCUCUCUCAUCUUAAGCCUGCAAUUGAAAACCCUAUUCAAAGUUCUGACAUCUCUGUGAGGUUAUGUCCGCCAGACAGAUUGCAACAGAAACCAGAAGUCUCGUCACUUCAGUUUGGGAAGUUCUUCACAGACCACAUGCUGAAGAUCGAGUACCACAAGAGUGCUGGUGGUUGGCAGCAACCUUGCAUCACACCUCUCGAGUACCUCUCACUACAUCCUGCGGCUAAAGUGCUGCAUUACGCUGUUGAGUUAUUUGAAGGCAUGAAGGCGUAUCGAGGAGUAGAUGGCCAGAUAAGAAUAUUCCGCCCAGAGCUGAACAUGCAGAGGAUGAACCUGUCGGCUCUGCGGGCUGGACUGCCACAGUUCGAUAGUGAACAGAUGAUCCGAUGUAUCUGUCGACUCAUCAACAUAGACCAGGAGUGGGUCCCUCACUCUGAAGCUGCUAGUCUCUACAUUCGACCAACACUCAUUGGAACAGAGCCGUCGCUGGGUGUUGCUAUGCCUGAGUCUGCACUGCUCUACACCAUCCUGUGUCCUGUCGGUUCAUACUUCAGUGGACCGAGUUUCAAGCCUGUCUCUCUGCUGGCAGACCCUCGCUUCGUGAGGGCGUGGCCAGGCGGUUGUGGAGACAGAAAGGUCGGCUCCAACUAUGGACCUACCAUCCACAUACAGAAAAUGGCUGAAUCCCAAGGAUACAACCAAGUUCUCUGGCUGUAUGGGGAGGAACAUCAGAUCACAGAAGUUGGCACAAUGAAUAUUUUUAUUCUUCAUCUAGCCGAGAAUGGAGAGAAGGUCCUGGUCACUCCAGAGCUAAAUGGUCUGAUACUCCCAGGUAUCACGAGGCAGAGUAUCCUGGACCUGGCUAGAGAGUGGGGGGAUGUAAGGGUGGAGGAACGAGUCAUCACCAUGAGUGAACUGGUCAACUGGCACAACUCUCAACAAUUGUUAGAAGUAUUUGGUGCAGGCACAGCAUGUGUAGUUUGCCCUGUAGGACUCAUUCAAUACCAGAACAACACCAUUCACCUCCCCACGGCUGAGCAAAAGGAUCCUUUUUUCCUACGAUGUUUACGAACCAUCCUGGACAUUCAGUACGGUCGCAUCCCACACGAAUGGGCUAGGCCUAUUGAUCAGUACUGAUACACAUUUUGUAUACUAAAAUGAUAAGAGUUGUAUAUAUAUUUUUAAUACAGAUCAUUUAGAAACUUUUAAGUUAAAAAAAUGUAUAAUUAUUUAAGAGCAAAAUGCAUUAAUUAAGCUAAGACUAAAAAGGUUCCUAUUUUUAACUGAAUCCACGCCAUAAAUAUUUUCUCCUUCUAUAUAAGUAUAAAAGAGUAUGUUGGUUUGUUUGUAUAUUUUUUUUUUUUGCAGUGAUAAACUCAGACACCGCUGGACCGAUGGCUACGAAAUUUGGUACAUGUUGAAUUUCAUGGAGUAGGUUUACACCAUUAAUUUCGUGAUAACUUUCAGGGCUUAACCCUGGGACUGUCCUAAAGGUACCCAUGUCAGGGAUUUAGAAAAUUUUAGUUAGAUUUGUUUACUAAAAAAAAAACAUAUGGAAUAAAAAAAAAAAUACUAUUGGAGUAGUAUUUAUAAUUGUCUUUAUAAUAAUAUUUAUUAAUGCAAAUACACAAGAGAUUUUCAUUUAAAACACAAAUAUAGUACAAUUGAAAUUUUUAACUGUUUUUUACAGUAAAUUUCAAGACUCACAUUUUUCUCUUAAGUAUUCUUGACCCGUUGCCAACUAUAGCUCGGCCACUUAGAAAACGACCUGCGCGCUAAUGGUAAACCAAUGCUGGAGGAGGUUGUUUUCUAAGCGGCCGAACUAUACUAGUUUAAAUUGAAAGAACAUAAUGCGAUAUUUACGUUACCAACAUAUUUCUGUGACAUGUAGUGUAUUUACAAUAAUGCAGGUUACUUCUAUGGAAUAUUUUUGGGGGGUUUUAACUAGUUAAUUUAAACUAAUUAGUUACACAAGCCAAUUUCAUUUUACCACUUCUACUUUUACAUUGUUGCAUAUACCUAAGGUUGUAAAAUGCAAAUUGUGGUAGUUCAUUAUAAUUAUGCACACAACAAUGUACGUAUGAAAAGGCUUCAUUACAAGUUUCAUCCAAACUAUGAUAAUUAUUGGGCUAGUGUAACUUAGAUUACAAGAAACAUUAUUUUUUUAAUAAUCCAAGUUAGCUAAUUAGGUUCUAGUCCGGAACUGUUUUACACAUUACUUCAGGCUAGUUCUAGAUGGUUGCAGCAUUAUCAAAUGGAUAAAAUCCAUUGGUGAUUGGCGGGACCUCGGGCUCCGAAGCCCCGCCCUCUACCACUAGAACAGCUCGCUCCCCAGUUAGUAAAUACAAGUAAAUAAUCUAUUAAAGAAUUAAAGUUGGUUAUUGAGUUUUGUAUUGGUACUUAAAAUAAUCAUGAAAUCCAUGUAAAAUUAAUGUCUUUUUUAGAACAGCUAUUAGUGUAAGACUUAAGAAAUUUGGUAAAAAAUGCUGAAUAACAUGCAAUUUCACAUCAGCAUAUAUAUGAAAGCAGUUUCCUGGCUGCGGGUUGCAUUUGAAUAUUAUUAGCACAUUUUACAGUAAAAAAAUUAUAAAUGGAGAAAACUAUUUUUAAAUGUACUUAAAGAAAAGCUGCCCGAGUGAAAAUGUGGUUCCAUCUUAAAUUAAAAAGUAUGUGAAAUGAAUACUGACUCGGAUAGAACAAAAUCAUGCAGUCUAAUACAUAUUAAGCUUAUAUUUAUUUUUUGUAAAAUAAAAUUUACUGAUAAGAAUACACUUUAAUUGAAAAAGGUGAAAGUAUUAUGUAUAGUUUUAAUUUAGCCUUGAACUUGUUUGUCUAAUCGUUUGUAAAUUUGUAAA
Messenger RNA from Macrosteles quadrilineatus (aster leafhopper), 3125 nucleotides. Its product is annotated as branched-chain-amino-acid aminotransferase, cytosolic-like. Gene Ontology annotation, cellular component: mitochondrion. Gene Ontology annotation, biological process: L-leucine biosynthetic process; L-valine biosynthetic process. The coding region runs from base 175 to 1407 and encodes 410 amino acids. Lineage: Eukaryota; Metazoa; Arthropoda; Insecta; Hemiptera; Cicadellidae. Gene Ontology annotation, molecular function: branched-chain-amino-acid:2-oxoglutarate transaminase activity. The transcript is spliced from 8 exons. The record is from RefSeq and is a predicted model, not a curated record.